GAUGUACUAACUCCAUGUCGAGCUCAUAAUUCGCUGGUGCUAACGUAAAGUUCUAAUGGCGUUGACUCCUAACGCAAACUUCAUGAUCAUAUGGCAACAUAUGUAGCAAUGUUUAUGCAACCGCUAUUUACUUUGCUUUCGCUUCGGGAGUGUUUUUUUGCAGACAGAAAUGCGCGCAAAGGGUGUGCAGGCGCGCGUGUCACUCCACACGUAGUGCCUUGAGCGUCUUGAGCCAACAGGGCAUGUCAGCAUGUUUGCGUUACCUUCGGUCGCUUCGGUGUACGUUCUGAAGCAACAUCGUAAUGGUGGCCUUCUACUUGUUCACUGCUGCUCUGACGGCGGCGGUCUCAACGGCAGGGGAUUACGUUACGGGACUGGCUCGGCUUCCGUGGCUUCGCGCGCUGGCGGACAAUGCGACGCACGGUCUGAUCGCGUUCCUAUGCUGGGUUAUGGUUUCGGGCCGGACGUUGCGAAAGGCCAGCCUACUGGAGAGCUUGCUUAGCGGUCUCUUCGGCUGUGCCGUCGACGUUGAUCACUUUCUUGCCGCAAGAUCUCUCAAAAUAGAGAAUGCCACAAACCUGAAGACAAGACCGUUCUUACACUGCAGUUCAGCGGUGCUCGUGAGCUUGUCGGUUCUCGCACUCUUGGGAAAGCUGCUGGGACUGCCUCAAGUCUACAAAGUAGCACUGAUUGCUAUUGUGGCAGUGGCAUCGCAUCACCUGAGGGACUCCAUACGAAGAGGCUUGUGGUUGUGGCCCUUUGGCAGUACGAGCCCUCUGAAGUUGCCCGUCUACUACACUGGACUUGUAUGCACAGUGCUAAUUGCAAUGGCAGCCAUGAAACAGGUUCCUCAAGAAAUAAGCACAGCUGGCAUACCUUUAGUGAAAGUUGUAUAAAGAAUUUCACUCAAAUAAAAACCACGAAGUCACUGUUGCAAUCUCAA
Molecule: messenger RNA, 943 nt
Organism: Rhipicephalus microplus (southern cattle tick)
Lineage: Eukaryota; Metazoa; Arthropoda; Arachnida; Ixodida; Ixodidae
Product: transmembrane protein 267-like
Source: RefSeq, a predicted model, not a curated record